Molecule: messenger RNA, 6756 nt
Organism: Brassica rapa (field mustard)
Lineage: Eukaryota; Viridiplantae; Streptophyta; Magnoliopsida; Brassicales; Brassicaceae
Product: cytochrome P450 94B3
Molecular function (GO): monooxygenase activity; oxidoreductase activity, acting on paired donors, with incorporation or reduction of molecular oxygen; iron ion binding
Source: RefSeq, a predicted model, not a curated record
AUGAUCGGGUCUAGGAUAGGACCCGGACUCAAACAAAGACCUGCAGGUCAAAAAAACACAAUAGAUUAUCUUCUUUAUACCUAAACUAAACCUAUAAUUUUGGAUCGGUUCGGUUUGUUUUUUUGAUCCGAAUAUAAUUUUCAUGUCGAAAAGAAACUUACGUAAAAGUGUACAUAUAAAAUCUCAAAUAAACUAAUUUGUAGAUUAUAUAGCUGUUAAAAAUUAUGUUUUUCGAUAUAAUAAAACUUUGUAUUAUAAUAUAAUCGAACAACCUCGCGCUUUCCAAUCGCGGAUCAAAAUCUAGUUAUUAGUUAAAAAUCAUUGAGGAACUGUACUUAGGUAACAAAUCCUCCUAAAAAGUUAUUUUUUCAAACAUCAUUGGUAAUAUAUCUAAUUAACCCGUGAAAAUCUAUCCUUCAAAGAUCAUCAAAAAUUUUAUUGGAUUUUGACGGAACUUAUUUCAAUUUUCUUAUGAAAUUAUUUAGUUAUUUGAAAUAAAUAAUUGAACAAAUUUCAUUACUAGAAAAUAAAAUAAAAUACAAAGCACUAAAAUAGUUCAAUAAAACAGAAAAACGAUUCUCUGUUGGAAAAUCUGGAAGUUUCAUUCAUAGAAAUUCCUACAACUUGAAGAAUUCACUACAGUAGUGUUGUUUAUUUCUUCCAAAUUAACAGGAUGAUUUUUGUUGAGAUAGUUGCGUAAGUCAGAUCAGAUCAGGAUGUCUCCUGCCUUACUCGUCUAGAUAAAUUAACAUAUUUGUUAUAAAAACUAUAAUUAAACAAUUAUAAAAAUAUUGAUUAAAAGAAGAAAUAUAUAUACUAGAUCGUCGUCGUGGGUUUCUAUAUUUUCAUAGCAUCACCCAUUAUACGUUGCAGUUUCGUUACUAUACCUAGCUCUAUCACUUUCACGGUUCUUUAAGGAGUAAUUUUCGUUCUAAUACGCCGUGAACCCAUCCCAAAUCGUUGUGUUCAAAUUGACCGACUUCUCUUUACCGUUUCCACUUGUUCAGGUGGUUGGAGUCUUAAGUUUUUGGUUGCUUGUCAAACUUAUGAUUUUUUGUCCCAACUGUAUACUCUUACUAUAGAUGAAAAAAAAAAACCUUUUUAUUAGUGUUCCAGUUACAAAAAUAACAUUUAUAUUAGUGUUGAUAUAUUUUUAGAAAGUCAAAAUACAGUAGAGAUAGUUUUCCACGCGUAAAGAUAAUGUGAUAUCAGUAAACGAAAACUAUGGGUGAUUUCCGGAUACACGCGCGUGAUAGGCUCAAUCCUAAAAAGGGUACAUGCAAAAAUGAAAAGACACCACCAAAAACGGUAUUUCGUAAUUUUAUUUUCUUCUUUUCAGUGUCUUCUUCUCACAUUUCGGCUCGAGAUUUAUUUGACACCGUACCCGACCAUUUUAUCAAAAGUGUAAUGGCUAAGCUGCUUUCAAGAUGUUUUUUUUUUUGGACAAAUCUGCUUUCAAGACGUUUUAAGCCACCAAUAUAUUUAAGUUCAACUUUUAUUUAUGACCAGGUUCAAAUAUCAACUACAAUUAUAUCUUACAAACAUUUUUGGUAUUCAAAUUUAGAACUGAUAAAUACUAUUGCUUUCUCCGUUUUAGUUUAUUGUCGUCAUAUUAUAAAAUUUUCGUUUCAAAAUAAGUGUCGUUUUAAAAUUUCAAUGUAAAUUUAUUAAUAAUAUUUUUUAAUUUAUUUUUGUAUUGGUUGAAAUAUGGUUAGUGUAUGAAUACUGAUGUUUUUAUUUUAGAAAUAUGUAAAAUUAAAUAUUUUUGUGCAUAAACCUAAAAAGACAGCUAUAAUGAAAGGGAUUAAAUAUACAAAUUUUGAUGUCCAUAUUAUUAUAACCAUUACUGGGAGAUGUCGUGUAUCAUUUGAAUUUUUGUUGCUCACCUUUUUAAAAAUAUGCAUACUUGUAUUGUUGUAGUAGUAACGUACCGAAUGAAAAAUAAAAUACUAACGUACAGAAUGAUAUAGUUACGUUACAAGGUUGAUUGUUUUUGGUGUUACGGUUUCUCUCUAUAAGUGGUUUUGUGACGCUUGUCGGCUAAUAUGACACGUGAUAAGCUUUUGACUAACACCUCUCCAAAAGUCUAAAGCGUUUACAACACGUCAAAAUUUUGAAGACAAGUGUGCCUCGGAUGGACUCUACUGAGUAAAAAAUAAAUCAUGUUUUUGUUUUUUUUUACAAUAGAAAAACAAUGUAACUGCCUUAAAUCAAGUAUAUAUUGUAUUUUACUAAUGUAUCCACCUGCUAAAAAUUCGUGUAUAAAUUUACACUACAGCAAUUCAAAUUUCCUCAUGGAGUUUAUUACUUAAAUCAAUCAUAAGUCAAACCUAGCUAAAAUUGUUAGGAACUCGAUACAAUCUUAUUCUUAAAAGGAGCCGAUUAAAUAUUCUUAUAUUUCUAACUAAGAAAAUAAAUAAAUGAAGGAGUAACACCAUACACUUACAUUAAUAAUAUAGUGCCAUGUGGAUAAAAAUAAAACUUAUUUAAAACGAUGCCCUUUAGGGCGACGGACCCGCCACCACCUUUUCUCUCCUAUAAGACACACGCAAUACCCACGACGAAGUAAGAACCUGUAGACACAUACAAAUAGUUGAAAUCACUCGCAAAAUUUCUCAGAUACACACCAAAGCAAAAUUCAAGAAAGUAAACAAAUGGCAUUUCUUCUAAACAUUUUUCUUCUAGCGGUUCUUGUAAUGAUCAUCCUAUUAAUUUUAUCUUCAUAUUCAACAAAAAAGAUCCAAGAAACCACCGCAAAUGGUCCAAGAGCGUAUCCACUCAUUGGCUCCACACUCUCUUUCAACAAAAACCGUCACCGUCUUCUCCAAUGGUACACCGAACUCCUCCGUCUCUCUCCGUCGCAGACCAUCUCAAUUCCUCUCCUUGGAAGCCGUCGCACCAUCGUCACAGCCAACCCAGAAAACGUAGAAUACAUUCUCAAGACAAAUUUCUUCAACUUCCCAAAAGGGAAACCUUUCACCGAUCUUCUCGGUGAUCUACUCGGAAAAGGCAUUUUUAACGUCGACGGUCAUGCAUGGAGUUCGCAGCGUAAACUCGCUAGCCACGAGUUUUCUGCUCGUUCGCUGAGGAGUUUCUCUUUCGAGGUUCUUAAAGAAGAAGUCGAGAACCGUCUUGUACCGGGGCUGUCUGCGGCGGCUGAUGCUGGUACGACAGUAGACUUGCAAGAUGUUUUGAAACGUUUUGCUUUCGAUGUUGUUUGUAAAGUCUCUUUGGGUUGGGAUCCGGAUUGUUUGGAUUUGACCCGACCCGUUAACCCACUUGCCGAGGCGUUUGAUACGGCUACUGAGAUUAGUGCUCGCCGUGCCACGGAGCCGGUUUACGCUGUUUGGAAAGUGAAGAGAGCGCUGAACGUGGGAAGCGAGAGGAGGUUGAGAGAAGCGAUUAGGACCGUCCACGUGUUGGUGUCCGAGAUUGUCAGAGCUAAGAAGAAGAGUCUUGAGAUAGGGACCGGAGAAGAAGCCAAACAAGAUCUUCUGUCGAGGUUUCUAGCCGCCGGCCACGACGGAGAAUCGGUGAGAGACAUGGUUAUUAGUUUCAUCAUGGCGGGAAGGGAUACGACUUCAGCGGCGAUGACGUGGCUGUUUUGGUUGUUGUCUGAGAACGGUAACGUGGAGAGGAAGCUUCUAGAGGAAGUGGACCCGUUGAUAAGUUUAGGGCUAGGGUUUGAGGAACUGAAAGAGAUGAGCUACACGAAGGCUUGCUUAUGUGAAGCCAUGAGGCUUUACCCACCUGUGUCGUGGGACUCAAAGCAUGCUGCAAACGACGACGUUUUGCCUGACGGCACACGUGUUAAAAAAGGAGAUAAGGUGACUUAUUUUCCGUACGGUAUGGGGAGGAUGGAGAAUCUGUGGGGGAAGGACUGGGAUGAGUUUAAACCAAGCCGGUGGUUUGAUUCUGAACCGGGGAGUACACGGCCGGUUUUGAAACCGGUUAGUCCUUUCAAGUUUCCGGUUUUCCAGGCUGGACCCAGGGUUUGUGUAGGGAAGGAGAUGGCGUUCAUGCAGAUGAAGUACGUGGUUGGUUACGUUUUGAGUCGGUUUGAGAUUGUAACGGUUAAUAAGGACAAGCCGGCUUUUGUUCCUCUUUUGACAGCUCAUAUGGCUGGUGGACUCAAGGUGAAGAUCAAGAGGAGGGAAGUCAUGUCACAUCCUUGACCAUGCACGCACGUUUUAAUAGAAUAAUUUAGGAAACGUAAAAUGAGUGAAUUUGUAUACUAGUACCGUAGUACGGUAAACUCGUGCAAAAAAAUAUAAUCUAUAGAUUACUAAGGCAUGAAAACAACCGGUAUUUGUUUGCACCAACCUACUAUGUUUCAAAGAAACCAGUAAAAAUCAGAAAUUAAUAGGAGCAAUUGGGUCAGACAACCAAAUCAAAUUGGAAUGAGUAAAGCGAUCACAACCAAUACUAAAUCCGCAAUUGAUUUUUAUUUCGGUCCGGACACUUAAAGGAAUUAGCAAAAUAUCGCAAGACAAAUUUUGCAACGUCUAUUUUUAUGUUCGUAAAUUGCUACAAUUGUUGGCAGUUUACAAUCGGUCCGGACACUUAAAGGAAUUAGCAAAAUUUUGACAAUCUGGCCUGGAUUCACGUUGCUGCCAGAUUCCAAAGCCAAGUUUCGGAAGCAACCGUACAAUUUACUAUGUAAGAAAUUUCCUGCUGUAUCUUUUAUAGGAGGUGCAGUUCUUUCAGAGUUAAGAUUUGGCUUGUUGAACAGACUAAGAGACUGAGAAGAGGCUUACAAUUGACUGAGUCUCUUAGCCAUGGAUGGUUCACUACUUCACUGUAAGUACCUCUCUAGAAAUCUAAGGAGUUCAUGCCAACAUUUCCUCCAAACCGUAAUUGAGGAGUCUAAAUAUUUGUAUUCUUAUUUUGUAAGCUUUUAAACCAAAGAGAUGAUUAGGAGGAACUUGCUGAUCUAGUGGUCCAUAAAAGGUGUGUGUGUCUGUCGCUCUCUCUACCUUGUAUAAAUACCAGUAUCAAAAUUAAUUGAGAGAGAUACGUUGCUUUUGAGUUUCUUUCCUUAGGUUGAUAGUCUUUUCUUUUUGUGUUAUCUUCUUCACGAGGUAUAUAAUACUCUAAAGAGUUAGCCUAAAAGAUGGAAGGGGACUUUGCCAUCUGUAAGUUGUGUUACGUGUGCCAUAAGGUUACGUGAACCUGUAGUUUUUUUUUAUAGGUUCGUGCCUUAUAUAGUUUCCUCAUUUAUUCUAAUACGCGGUAUGUUCUGUAACAAUGUUUCUGUAAGAUUGCUGAUCGUUUUAAAACCACUUAUGGUCUGGACAUGGUGUCUACUGGUGAGUAAGCGAUGCAUAAUGGCUCAUUUCGUUUAUUUUAACUCCUUUUUUGUGGGUCGCUUCACUGUCUUUAUUGGUAGAUGGCAAGCGUGAGCUGAAAUUAAGACUCAGAUCUUGACUAGUUCCCUUAAACCACCAUGAAGCAAAAAUGUUGCUGUAUUCCUCGAAUACUUACUAGGCGAUCACCGAGAUGUUCUUGUAUGGAGUCUACUAUAACAGAAAUUUAGUGGAGGAUGAUUGUAGACGUGACAAUCUAUGUAUGUUGUGGUCAUUCGAGUGCUAGAUUCAACUUGCGCUUGUUGUAGCUACUGCUGUCAGUGAUUUACUACUACUACUACUACAAUUUCACGUAUAGACAAGCCCUCACUCUUGUACACCACAACAAAACUCGAUACGACGAGCAGAACACAAUUUUACCAUAUCUUGACCAUCUUGUAGAUCAUGAUCAUGCGUUCACGAAAUGAAAGCCUACCAAAGGAGAAAAAAAGAGCCCGUCCGUUCUUAACGUUUUUAUCUUUUUUGUCGACAAUAUUAAAAUGUUAUAUUGUUACCAAUUUUCAGUUUAGUAGCAGAAGGAGAAAAAUUAAAAUACAACAGCAAACAAAGACGGAAGAAACACUGACCAAAAGACAAGCGCAUGGCAAUAUAGACUGAAGCAAACCUAAGCUAGAAGACUGAGAAUAAGCCACGUCUGAUCAAACUUCAGCUAGGAUCUAGGUCGAUGGCUCAUUGAUCUCAACACAUACGAAUCAGGGGGAACAUCAUCGACAGCAGACCCCUGCUAAGCUAGCCAAGCAACACCUAAGAACCAUGCACACCGAUGAUGCCUUACUAUUACUCGGCAUUUGUAGCUACUAAUCAGCUAACAAAACGAGCAACUUCUGAUCUAAAAGAGCUACCUUAUAUAGUAUUGAGUAACCAAGCAACCAACCCAUUGACCUUGAUCCCCAUCGAAGAUGACAAUGAUUUUAAAAAUAUCAACGUGUGACUAAUUACUAAUUAGCUAACCAAAAUGAGUAACUGAAACCUAUACUUGUAGGGCAAUCAAGCUAACUUUAUGUUUCAAACUUUGCCUGUUACCCACACACACAAAAUCAAGUUUCAUAGGUGGAAACUUAUUAGCUAUGUAGUGUUCUCUCUAGUUUGGUCCAAAGGAAGUAACAUAAUAGAACAAACCAUGAAUCGUGAAACAAGAAAGAAUAUAUAACUAAGUAGAUAGGAGCAACAUACAGGUACACUCAUACCGCUGAAUCUUGCCAGUCAAUGGAUUGAACAAUUCCAGGGUACCACGGUCUAGCUGCCAGACAAAGCGUUAAAUGAGACCAAAAGCUAACUAGGAAGAAAAUUAGAUUCAUAAUAUUAUUUUUAUCUAAGAAAUCAUGAAAUUCGAAAUACAGAGUUGAAAAUGAAAACGCGAAGAAAAAAUGUUUCAAAACUCAAGCAUCAA